Theobroma umbraticum is the source of this 1377-nucleotide messenger RNA. It is a transcript of the gene DES-1-LIKE, whose product is annotated as fatty acid desaturase family protein. Gene Ontology annotation, molecular function: sphingolipid delta-4 desaturase activity. Gene Ontology annotation, biological process: ceramide biosynthetic process. Gene Ontology annotation, cellular component: membrane. NCBI's taxonomy places the organism in Eukaryota, Viridiplantae, Streptophyta, Magnoliopsida, Malvales, Malvaceae. The record is from RefSeq and is a predicted model, not a curated record.
CCGUCCAUACGUAGAAGGGUUCUAAAUUUUUAGUGACUGAAAAUCGGCGAAGGAUACCCUUUUUUGGUGUAUUAAAUGUAUGAAGAUUUAUAAAGGAAAAAAGGGUCAAAACAUUCUGAAGGAAGAGAACCUCUUGUCUGGAGAGCAGGCAGUGGAAGAGGAAGAGAAAAGAGAAAGAAAAUAACUGAUAAACGGUUUGUAGAGAGAGAGAGAGAUGGGGAGAGUGCAAAGGAGAGAGGAAGAGACAGAAGGAGUGGUAAUGGCAAACGACUUUUUCUGGUCAUAUACAGAUGAGCCUCAUGCGUCAAGGAGACGUCAGAUCCUCUCUCAAUACCCUCAAAUUAAAGAGCUCUUUGGCCCUGAUCCUUUGGCUUUCCUUAAGAUUAGUGUGGUUGUUUUGCUUCAGCUGUGGACCGCAACUUCCCUACAUGAUGCUGGCUGGCUGAAGAUAUUGGCAGUUGCCUACUUCUUUGGUUCUUUCCUCAACCACAACCUCUUCUUAGCCAUUCAUGAGCUCAGCCACAAUCUUGCUUUCUCCACUCCUGUCUACAACCGUUGGCUUGGGAUUUUUGCUAACCUCCCUAUUGGUGUGCCCAUGUCUGUCACUUUCCAGAAGUAUCACCUUGAGCAUCAUCGUUUCCAAGGGGUAGACGGCAUGGACAUGGAUGUCCCAAGCUACACCGAAGCCCAUCUUGUGACUAAUGUUGUAACAAAAGCCAUAUGGGUCAUCUUCCAACUCUUCUUCUAUGCACUCCGCCCUCUAUUUCUCAAACCGAAGCCCCCUGGUUAUUGGGAGUUCAUCAACUUAUUUGUUCAGAUUGGUCUUGAUGCAACCUUAGUUUACUUUUGGGGCUGGAAAUCUUUUGCGUAUUUGAUACUUUCAACAUUUGUUGGGGGUGGAAUGCACCCAAUGGCCGGCCAUUUCAUCUCUGAGCAUUACAUAUUCAAGCCUGACCAAGAGACAUAUUCUUACUAUGGUCCCCUCAAUCUUUUGACAUGGAGCGUUGGAUAUCACAAUGAGCACCAUGACUUCCCAAGGAUCCCUGGGAGCAAGCUGCAUAAGGUGAAGAAGAUCGCCCCUGAAUAUUACGAGGGCUUAGAGUCGUAUAAAUCUUGGAGCCAGGUUAUUUACAUGUAUGUUAUGGAUAGUACCGUCGGGCCUUUUAGCCGAAUGAAGAGGAAGCUCUCUAAAAAAUCUGAAUAGGUGUUUCCCCAUUUUUUUAUCUUUUUUCUUGUCCACCCUUCUUGGUUUUAAUAUGGGGAUACUACAUUUCUCUUCCCAAAUUUUGUGAUUGUAACAUUCUUGAGGAAUCAAGUUUUUAUUGUGUAGUCUUUAGACGAAUGAGUUAUUUAUUCAUUGAUUAACCAUUCAGAUCA